GUCGGUUGGUUGUCAAGAUGGCGGUGGUGGGGUUCCUGCUGACACCUCUGCUAUUGCCAAGCAAGGUCGCCGCUGCCGCAGCUGCCAUCAUCACUACAGCCACCAGCGCCACUGUGCGGGAGCCAAGGCUGCCGCGGCCAACCCUUCUGUGCCGGUGACGCGAGGCCCGAGAGUCGGAGUGUAGGGAGGGGCCGAGAAGGAGGAGGAAAGGAAGGAGGAGGAAGCCAGAGCUGCCAUGAGGGAGGCGCUAGGGGCGAGCGGGGAGGCGGCGCUGAGGUGAAGGAUGCUGGCGGGGAGGCCCGGAGCCCGGAGCGCGGUCACCGGACUGGGCAUUGAAUCCUCGGACACCCUCGACAGAGCCCCCCUCAGCCCUCGGGAGAGCGGCGGGCGUCACCGACCUGGCGCUUACCUAGAUAUGAAAAUCCACCUAGAGAAGAAUUUAGAAGAAGAGCGCCAAAUAUUACUGCAGCAACAAAAAAUAUGUCGAAAUCGAGCACGUAAAUAUUUUGUGGAGUCAAAUAGGAGAAAAAAAUUUAGAAGUUCAGAUGAUGACACAAAAGUCUUAUUUUUUCAAAAACCAGUUCCUCCAUUAGAAGAGGCCCUCAAGCAAAUACAGGAAUCCAAUUUAAAAUCAGAAUUAAAUCUUCCCUUUUCCUAUGGACCAACAGUAAACUGGAGAACUAUAGAUUCUGCCUUGCCUUCAGCAUUGUCAAAAAAUGAUCACAACCAUCAGAAACAACUCUUAUCCAAAAUCAAUUGUGAUAAAGAAGUGAAAGAAAACAUCAGGGAAAACUUGACUACUAACAAAAAUGUGUUCCAGCUUAAACUGGAGGAAACUCAGAAACUCCUUGAAGAUCAGCAUCUAAGCAGUUUGCAAAAAUUUUGUGAUGAAGUUAAUCAGAUAACCACUUCUGAAACCCUCUCAAGUACAGACAGUCUUGAGGCUGGAGAGCGGGAAGAAAUAUACUUAACACUUAAUAAGGAGCCUUGUACAUCAAUCCAGCAGAAUACGAUUUCCCUCAAAUCAGCAAAUUUGCGAUCAACUAAUCUGAGCUGCCUUGAGGAAGAUAAACUGUCAUUCUCUAAAACUCAACAUAUAAAUAAUUGGCUUACCAAUUUAGAUGCUCCAAAUACCCAGACUGUCACACCUUUCUCAGAUAUUUUGAGUAAAUCCAAUGUUCCACCUGCGUGGGAAUGUUUUAAUUGUAAAGAACAAAAUCUAUCUACUUUGAGUAGUACUGUGGAAAGAGCCACAAAUACUGCUGAUAAUUCAGCAGCCUUUGUUUAUAGUCCACCCUUAUUUGUACUAGAUAAAAAAAGUGAAAAGGCCUCUGAAACUAGCACUAUGAGGACAAUCGACUCCACUUCUGCAGCAUUCAAAAGAGAGAGGCCAUUAGUUACUGAGAACCCAACAUUUAAAUUCAGCAAAGCCUGGGGCACUUCAGAUUCUCUAACCCAGGAAGUGGCUACAUUUUCAGACCAAGAGAAAUAUUGUGAAUUAACUCAAGAAAAUAGAACCACUUCAGUUCCUACUUCAUGCAUACCAGCAGCAACACCUUUAGUUUUGCCAUCUAAUACACAAUCGGCUAGACCUUUAGCAAAGAAUAGUAUAUACAUAAAAGAAAUCGACCCAGUGCAGUGUUCUGAUAAGUUAGAUGAAUUCAAAGAUGUUAAAGAUGAAAAGAUAAAAUAUUUUAAUUGUAAUAAGGAACAGUUGCCUUUAUUUUCAGAUAGUUUUCAAACUGCCUAUAUACCUCACAAUCCUGAUUCAAAAGAUGAAAAACAAAAAUUAGCUGAAACAUCAACAUCAUUGUCUAAUGUAAUUCCUAAUUAUGACUUAAUUGGCCAGCACAAGAAAAUGAAAUACAACAUUCAUGAGAGAAAUGGUGUGAGGUUUCUUAAAGGUAUUUUAAAGAAAGAAUCUAAGUAUGAGCAUGAUUAUCUUAAGGCACUAAUUAUAAAUCAAGGCUUGAAGUUUGGAAAUCAAAAAGCAGCAGCUAUCAGAGAUAGUAUUGAGUUAACAAAGGAAAAAGAAAAAGGUGCAGAAAUCACAAAGACUAUUAAAAAACUGAGGUGGUUUGAUGAGACUGGCGAUACAGAAAACAGUGCUGAAAACAAUCAUUCACUGAAGAAUAAAACAGGAGUAACUCAACAAUGGUCUCAACAAUUCCACAUUAAAAGUGCUGCUGGCAGCAACAUAAUUAAUGUUCCUGCUAGUGCUGGAAAUUCUGCUGAUAGAAAGAAGUCCGAGGAUGAUUAUUUCUCAGAAAAUGUCACUGUUUUAGGAGGAUCUGGAACAGACCAUGUCCCUUUGAACUGUUUUAUACCUUCAGGUUGUAACUUUGCUAAACAAGCCUGGCCAGCCUCAAAAAAAGAGGAAAGUAAAAUCCCUGUCCAUAAUGGUGAUUCUAAAACCCGGAAAGGUAAUCCACAAAGAGGUGGAGCAAAAGUAAUUAGAAGAACAGGAUCUGCAAAAGUCCAAUCAGGCUAUAUAUAUACAAACAGAAGAGGCACUGUCACUCAUCCACAGUCUGCAAGCAAAGUCAACAUGUUUAUACAAGCUCAGGGUAAACUAAUUAUGCCUCACCCUCCUCCUAAAUCUACAUCAAAUAUUAGAAGUGGUAAAAAUAUACAAGUGUCUCAGUGUCAAUCAGUAAUACCUGAAAAUUCUCAAAACAUUAUUACACAUAACUGUUUUAAUUCAAAACAUGUGCUUCCAACAGAACACAAUUUGAAUCAGUGGAAUCAAGAAAGUAGUCCUCCAUUCUCAAAUGCUGGUUCUGACCUAGUCACUGUGAUACCAUCUUUACCAUCUUAUUAUUCUUCUGAGUGCCAAACUUUAGCAAAAAGAAAUUAUUCAAAUGGCACUCAAACGAUUGCCCAGCAAAAUGGGACAUUAUAUUGUACGCAAAGAAGUCCUGUUUGUGAAGAAAGUUAUCAGUCUGUGACUCUUAGAAAUACUGAAGAAGAAUCAGUUCCCUUGAGGAAAAGAGGGCAUAAUAUCCUGCAUCAAAAUGAGAGGGCUACUGAUUCUACUGUUAUGAGAAGAAAACGAAUUGUCGAAAAUAAACAGAAAAGUCUUUUAGAGAAGAAAAGACAAAACCCUGGAUCUGUAGGACAGAAGUACAAUAAGCAAAUGAAUUGUAAACUUUCUGUAGUUUCAGAUAGUACCUCUGAGUUUUUGAUGGCUGAAAACCUAGUGAACGCAUCAGUGCCUGAGGAUGAAAUUCUAACUGUCAUGAAUAGCAAGCAGCUACAGAAACCAAAUAUGGCUUUAAAUAAGACACAGCAACUCAACAUCUGCACACUAUCAGCUGAAGAACAGAAGAUUCUACAGUCCCUUAAUCGUCUCAAUGAAAGGUUACACUAUAUACAAGAAACCAUUUGCAAAAAUCCAUCCAUCAAAAAUACUUUACGAAUAAUACCACUUCUGGAUGAAGAGAAGGAGGGACCGGAGCUCGCGGUGAGCUCGCGGGACGGGGUGCCCACCCAGCACCCCCUCUCCCUCCUGCCCUCCGGCAGCUACGAGGAGGACCCGCAGACGAUUCUGGACCACCACCUGUCCAGGGUCCUCAAGACCCCUGGCUGCCAGUCUCCGGGCAUGGGCCGCUACAGCCCCCGCUCCCGCUCCCCGGACCACCACCACCACCACCAGCAGUACCACUCCCUACCCCCGCCCGGGGGCAAGCUGCCCCCCACGUCGGCCUCGACGGGCGCCUGCCCGCUCUUCGGGGGCAAGGGCUUCGUGACCAAGCAGACAACGAAGCACAUCCACCACCACUACAUCCAUCACCACGCCGUCCCCAAGACCAAGGAGGAGAUCCAGGCGGAAGCCACGCAGACGGUGCGCUGCUUCUGCCCUGGGGGCACCGAGUUUUACUGCUAUUCAAAAUGCAAGAGCCACCCCAAGGCUCUGGAGCCCAUGCCGGGCGAGCAGUUUGGCGGCAGCAGAGGCAGUACCUUGCCCAAACGAAAUGGGAAAGGCACGGAGCCGGGCCUGGCCCCGCCGGCCAGGGAAGGAGGGGCCCCCAGCGGAGCUGGGGCCCUGCAGCUUCCCGGGGAGGAAGGAGACAGGUCGCAGGAUGUCUGGCAGUGGAUGCUGGAGAAAACGUUUGAGUCAUCAGACUUAGAUAACUAUAAAUCUGACAUGACAGCUCUGAGACUAGGACCCAUGCUGAGUAAUCAUUAUUGA
Molecule: messenger RNA, 4192 nt
Organism: Propithecus coquereli (Coquerel's sifaka)
Lineage: Eukaryota; Metazoa; Chordata; Mammalia; Primates; Indriidae
Gene: CEP126
Product: centrosomal protein 126kDa
Exons: 11
Coding region: 284-4192 (1302 amino acids)
Biological process (GO): mitotic spindle organization; cytoplasmic microtubule organization; non-motile cilium assembly
Cellular component (GO): centrosome; ciliary base; midbody
Source: RefSeq, a predicted model, not a curated record